Pseudovirgaria hyperparasitica is the source of this 1200-nucleotide messenger RNA. RefSeq lists its product as uncharacterized. The transcript is spliced from 2 exons. The record is from RefSeq and is a predicted model, not a curated record. The coding region runs from base 1 to 1200 and encodes 399 amino acids. NCBI's taxonomy places the organism in Eukaryota, Fungi, Ascomycota, Dothideomycetes, Acrospermales, Acrospermaceae.
AUGGGCCAAGUACGCACACUCCACGAAUACCUGAUUCAGGAGAAUCCUGCAAUUACUAGACAUGCUAUCCUGAGACCAACCAAGCCUCGAGACAAGAGACUUUCCAUCUCCGGUACGAGCAAACAUAGUACCCCCAAAGGCACUAAGAAAUCCGGUAGCAAGCCGGCGAGAUAUCCGAAGCCGUUGAUCAUCAGGGACUGGAAAACACUUGAACCAGAGCCACUCUUGGAUGUGCUCCAGAAGACUCUAUCUCAACGAAAAUCGAGUUUACGUGACCCACCUUUCCUGCAUAGGCCACUACUCCAAAUCAGCAACGAAAACUCUCUGGAGUCAGUCUUGAUUCAAUCCAAUCAAUUUAUUAUACUAGAAGCUCUAGAGAAUACUCCCCGCCAAGUCGUACCUCCGAUGAGACUAGUCCGAGGAGGGCAAGCAUACCUGCGAGACCGGACAGAACCAAAAUUUCUCCCUGAUUGGGCUAGUAUAUGUGGCGAAGAGAAUGAUAUCAACAUACUCCCAGGCGAGACCAAAACUGGGUGGAGCUGGGACAGCACUGUAGUCUCCGAUAUCACCGACGAGGCCACAGGGGAAGUCACUUGCACUACGAGCGACGCGCGUCUUUCGCCCAUCGCCCAAGUUCUGUGGUAUUGCAUUCUUGGAAGGGCGCGCUACGGAUAUAUCAUCACGAAUUUGGAGCUGGUAGCUCUGCGCAUUGGCAGCUAUGAGCCGAACAGUCCUGGGGCCCGCAUGAGCGACGUCAUCGGCAACGUCACAGACGCAGCCAUCGUCGAGUACAAAGCCAUCGAGUGGUCGCGAUACGGCAAGAAGGACGAGUUCACGAUCAAUCUUCUGCUCUGGAUCCUGCAUCUCCUGGCCGUGUACCGAGGCAAACUAGACAACGCCUCCCUCGAGGAUAUCGUCGAGGCCGAGAUCCUGAGGCCGGUCGCGAAUGGCAUGGUCUACAUUGUCCGUGAUAUGGAACCGGAGUCUGAGAGCGACACGGAUGCAGAGGACACUCAUGAACAGGAUGUGGGUUUGGAGAUCAGUCGUGACGGAGACACCGAAUCAGAUCGGCCGGUGGUAUCACCGCCGCCCUCCUUCCGUAUUCCGGAAUCGCGUUCGCACCGCGAAGAUUCUGCUCUACCUACCACUCCGCAGAAGAGAAAGCGUGAGGGCAGACCCUUGCGUCCUCGUAAGAAGUAA